AUCGUUUUCGUCUAGUGCUAGAAAAGCUAUUUCUCCUGGGGCUGAACGUUUGCAGCGGUGUACACUCGCGAAGUUUUAUUCAUAUUUCUGCUUUCGAAUUAAAAAAAAAAUAAAAUAAUUUCAUAAUUCCAGAAUAAAACAUCUAAUUUUAAAACACUAAAAUGGCUUUAGUUUGUGCUAUUACAAACGAAGUGCCAGAAACACCAGUUAUUUCACCACAAUCUGGAGCAAUAUUUGAAAAAAGAAUUAUCGAAAAAUACAUUGCCGAAAAUGGAUGCGAUCCAAUUACUGGCAAAGAAAUCAAAGUCGAAGAACUGAUUGAAAUCAAGACACCGCCAAUUGUCAAGCCAAAACCGCCAAGUGCCACAAGCAUUCCAGCUACUCUAAAAACAAUGCAAGAUGAAUGGGAUGCAUUGAUGUUGCACUCAUUCACUCAACGCCAGCAAUUGCAAAUAGCUCGUCAAGAACUUAGCCAUGCUCUUUAUCAGCAUGACGCAGCUUGUCGUGUAGUAUCGAGGCUAACAAAAGAGGUGGCUGCAGCCAGAGAGGCUUUGGCUACGCUAAAGCCUCAAGCUGGUAUUGCAACACCUUCGACUAUACCACAGCCUGCUAUUGCUGCUGAAGCAGCUGGCGUUGCUACUCAGCCAAUUGAACAAGCUGGAAUGAGUGCUGAGGUUAUUCAGAAAUUGCAAGACAAAGCCACUGUGCUAACUCAGGAGCGCAAGAAACGUGGCCGAACCGUGCCCGAAGAACUCAUUACCCAGGAUCAAAUAAAGACUUUCCUUACUGUAGCUUCACAUCCCGGAUUGCAUUCGGCAUCUGUGCCAGGUAUUUUAGCUCUCGACAUUAACAGUGCUGAUCAUAGUAAGAUUUUGACUGGAGGCAAUGAUAGGAAUGCAACUGUGUUCAAUAAGGACACUGAACAAGUUGUUGCUAUUCUUAAAGGACAUACUAAAAAGAUUACUAAAGUUAUCUAUCAUCCUGAUGAAGAUACUGUUAUAACAGCUUCUCCUGAUAUGUGCAUUCGUAUAUGGAACGUUCCAACCAGUCAGACUCAACUUUUGUUGCGGUGUCAUGAUGGUCCCGUCACUGGACUAUCGCUUCAUCCAACUGGAGAUUAUGUUCUUUCAACAUCUUCAGACAAACAUUGGGCUUUUUCUGACAUUCGAACUGGAAGACUCUUGACUAAGGUAAUGGACACAGCUGAAGUUGGUCUCACAACAGCACAAUUUCACCCCGAUGGACUGAUUUUUGGAACAGGCACUGACGAUUCUCAAGUUAAAAUUUGGGAUUUAAAAGAACAAAGCAACGUUGCCAAUUUUCCGGGGCAUACUGGCCCAAUUUCAGCAAUUUCUUUCUCUGAAAAUGGUUACUAUUUAGCAACAGCCGCAGACGAUGCAUGUGUUAAACUAUGGGAUUUACGCAAACUUAAGAAUUUCAAGACAAUCCAAUUGGAAGAUGGUUACGAAGUUAAAGAUUUAUGUUUUGAUCAGAGUGGAACUUAUCUGGCCAUUGCAGGAACUGAUGUCAGGAUUUAUUUGUGCAAGCAGUGGCAAGACUUGAAGGUAUUUAAUGAUCAUACAGCACUUGCAACAGGAGUGCGUUUCGGAAAACAUGCCCAAUAUUUGGCUUCGACAAGCAUGGACCGUACACUUAAAUUAUAUGCUAUCGAAUAAUUUUACCCGACAAUUUACCGUAUUGCAUUACUUUUAAUAAUUAAUGUUAACUUUAAAGGAGACAAAUAAAAUAUAAAAAAAAACAAGGUAUUACACUUAUAA
Molecule: messenger RNA, 1778 nt
Organism: Episyrphus balteatus (marmalade hoverfly)
Lineage: Eukaryota; Metazoa; Arthropoda; Insecta; Diptera; Syrphidae
Gene: Prp19
Product: pre-mRNA-processing factor 19
Exons: 5
Coding region: 162-1676 (504 amino acids)
Biological process (GO): protein ubiquitination; DNA repair; mRNA splicing, via spliceosome
Cellular component (GO): Prp19 complex; cytoplasm; U2-type catalytic step 1 spliceosome
Molecular function (GO): protein binding; ubiquitin protein ligase activity
Source: RefSeq, a predicted model, not a curated record